Molecule: messenger RNA, 1370 nt
Organism: Alnus glutinosa
Lineage: Eukaryota; Viridiplantae; Streptophyta; Magnoliopsida; Fagales; Betulaceae
Product: putative glucose-6-phosphate 1-epimerase
Exons: 9
Coding region: 182-1117 (311 amino acids)
Biological process (GO): carbohydrate metabolic process
Molecular function (GO): isomerase activity; carbohydrate binding
Source: RefSeq, a predicted model, not a curated record
UAUAUAUAUAUAUAUAUAUACAUAUUUAUACAUAUUGUGUGGAUGGUUCUUCUUCUUCUUCUUCAAACUCGAAGCCGAUAACAUUUCAUAAUCAAUUAUAAUAAUAUUAAUACUAGCAUUGAACCUGGAGUGGAGGAAAGUAAAAAAAGCAAACCCAUUUGCGAGUAGCAUAAGGGCGAGGAUGGGGCCGAGGCAGAUGCCACUAAAUAUGGUUCACGAUGCCAAUAGAUUGCCCCGGAUUAUAUUAACUGAGCCAGCUGGGUCAUCGGCAGAGGUGCUUCUGUAUGGAGGGCAGGUUGUGUCUUGGAAGAAUGAACGAAGAGAUGAACUGCUUUUUAUGAGCAGAAAGGCUAUAUGGAAACCACCUAAAGCCAUCAGGGGAGGUAUUUCUGUCUGCUUUCCACAGUUUGGAAAUCUUGGUUCACUGGAGCAACAUGGAUUUGCAAGGAACAGAUUGUGGUCAUUGGAUGGUGACCCUUCGCCUUUGCCUCCAGCUAACAAUAAGUCAUGUGUAGAUCUGAUACUAAAAUCCACAGAAGAGGAUCUAAAGACCUGGCCACGUGGCUUUGAGUUGCGGCUCCGUGUAUCUCUCAGCGCAGGAAAGCUAACUUUGAUCUCUCGCGUGAGAAAUAUUGACAAGAAGGCCUUCUGUUUUAUGUUUGCACUACGCAACUAUUUAUCAGUCUCAGAUAUCAGUGAAGUGCGUGUUGAGGGCUUGGAGACACUGGAUUACUUGGAUAAUCUGAUGGAUAGACAAAGGUUCACAGAGCAGGCAGAUGCUAUUACUUUUGAUGGCGAGAUUGACAGAGUUUAUUUGACCACCCCAACAAAGAUUGCUAUCAUAGACCACGAGAAGAAAAGAACCUUUGUACUGCAGAAAGACGGCAUGCCAGAAGCAGUUGUUUGGAAUCCUUGGGACAAAAAGGCCAAGGCUCUCCCAGAUUUUGGGGAUGAGGAUUACAAAACCAUGUUAUGUGUGGAUUCUGGUGCUAUUGAAACCCCAAUUGUGUUGAAACCCUUUGAAGAGUGGACAGGCUAUCAAGAACUCUCGACCGUGUCAUCAAGCUAUUGCAGUGGGCAGUUGGACCCUCGGAAGGUUCUUCAUGGCUUUCACUGACCUCAUCCAUGCAGUCAAUGAAUGUUGUAUUAUUUAUUGUACAAUAAAAAUGCACUUGCUUGUUCAUGUAUUUACCUUGUUCGUGGUAAUUAGGAUUCCCAGACUGGCACUAAAUUUAACUCAAAAUAAAACAUGAGAGAAUAUCAUUCCAGGGUCUAACUCAAGGUUGAGCAGCAGGAAUAUUUUGUAUGUUGCCACUUUGUAAUUGGGAUAAAUGCCUCUUGGUAAUGAAAGAGUAAACAAGUUAAUUCCA